UGAAGAAAUUGAUCGGGCCGGGCAAUCCCCGGGAUAGUUUAGAUGCGCAGCCUCUAGUAAAAGCUAAAUAGGUAUUACGACAAAAAUAAUAAGUCGCAAUUGCGAAAAGGGAUUGCGAUAAAACAUUCUGACAGCCAUGACAGAUAUCAUGGAAGUAACUGAAAAUGUUGUUAACCAAGAAAUAUUAAACGUCAAUGUGGAAACAGCUACAGCUUCACUAAACAGUGGAAAGAAAACUCCAUUUGAAAAUGCAACAGUACGAGAGGAGACAAGGUGCCGCACAAUCGGGAAGGAAGUGAAAGCAGUUGAUGAUUUCGAGUGUUCCGUAAUUCCCAGAAAAAGAGCACGAACCGAAUAUUCUUCUAUCAAAGAGGUGAACAUUCCUGAAGAAACAUUUGAAUUGAAAUCUAUGUCCAGCGAUGAGACGGUUUUGAGACCUGUAUUCCAUGAAGCCUUGGCAUCUUCCAUAAACACAAAAGAAAUCCCCACUGAAGAAAGAAUAGGGAUUGAUACUCCAAUUAUCAAUAAAGUGGAAAUUCCCAUAGUCAACAGUCCAACAGAAGCUACUAUUGGCAAAAAAGAAAAUUUCUCAGUUGAGGAAACUAGCUCGACAUUGGAAGGCAUAAGAGAUGUGCAAGACUUCAAAAAAUUUGAGAAGAACAUCCCUAUGAUGGAAGAAUUAUUUGAGGAAACUAACCAUUCCCUGUGGAGUGGCGUCAAUUUUUAUACAGCAUACAAGCUAGUGGAAGUAUAUCCCGGUGUACCAGAAUAUACUACGGUCUACAAAAAAUUUGACGACUCUCUCAGAGAAAUCAAAUACAUCUAUCGAGUUGAAAACCCAUUUCUUUAUGCACAGUAUCAUCUCAAGAUGAAACAAAAACAAAGCAUGCAUGGAGUAUUGAAAGUGAAAGAACAUUUAGUGUUUCAUGGAACCAAGGAAUGUAACGAAGAAUCAAUCUGUAAAAACAACUUUGAUUAUCGAAAAAUGGGAUGUUACGGUUAUGUAUAUGAUAAAUUUGGUAAGGGGAUCUCCUUUGCGACAAAUACCAACUACGCAAUGGAUUAUCCAAGACGAGAUUCAAAUCCAGUACGUACCAUGUUUUUCGCUAAUGUUUUAGAAGUGGAAAGAUGUUCUGGGGAAUGUGGGUUGAUUAUACCACCAGAACCAGCUGACUUAUCGGCAAGCGAAAAUGUUUAUGUCAAGUUUUUCGAUGAGUUCUAUCCAAAAGAUCUCGUACACUAUAAACGAAAAUAAUUUCAGAGGUUUCUGAUAUUUGGUUGACUGAUUUUUAUGAUGAAAUUAUACUACAUAUCCAAAACAAGUACCUUUCCUAAUCACCAGAACUGCAAUACUCGUCUCGUCGCGCAAUUUGCUAACCAAGUUGGCGUUUUCAGGAGGAGAAAGCUUUU
Leptinotarsa decemlineata (Colorado potato beetle) is the source of this 1410-nucleotide messenger RNA. RefSeq lists its product as uncharacterized. Lineage: Eukaryota; Metazoa; Arthropoda; Insecta; Coleoptera; Chrysomelidae. The record is from RefSeq and is a predicted model, not a curated record.